AUGGCUCGUGAAAUCCCAGGGUUCUAUUAUGACGAGGAGAAGAAGAAGUACUUCCAAAUCCAAGCCAAUCACGUCGCCCCGCCAAAUGCGCAGUACUCUCAGCAAUCCGUGAAACGGCGGCGGGUUGAGCAGAAGACACGCCAAAAGAAGACUCAGUUCAGACAACGUCAAGCUAAAGAAACCAUUCGAAAGGCUGCGUCGUUGCGGCAUCCCUUGGUCAAUCUCCAAAGGGAGAUCGGGGGCCUUGGCUUCUCUUCUAGUGCCCGACAACAACAGACUCGCAUUCAGGCCAGUCAGUUGCGUCGCAGGGAACUUCAUCGUUUUGAGCCAUGGCCCAACUCAUACAGCAUCCGGCAUGUCUUGCGCAACCCACGUUCAGGAACAUUGAUUGCCAGUUCGGCUCGCGGGUGUGAAUCGUCUGUAUCGGUCUGCUUUCCUGACAUUGAAGGCUCCCAAUGGACCUAUGAUCAAACUAUGGAGCGGGUGUUGUUCAGAGAGCCGUACUGGUUAGGAUCCAUGUCCUUGAGUCGAUCAGGGUAUCUGCUUGCAACCAUGAACGAAGGACCAGAAAACGACUGUUUUCUUUCUGCUCAUCUCCUCCCUGAACCCGACGAAGGCGGCAACUAUGUUUGGCCUACCUGUGCGCUUCCACAUGUAUCCCCAUCCCCGAGCACCGAGCUGACGCAAGCCUAUCCAGUCUCUCACCCGAUCCGGAUCAGACCCCAUCACACAAUGUCGUUCUGGUGUUCUGCAGCUCAACCCACAGGAUCAACCCCACACUUCGCCAUCGGGACAUCUGAAGGCCUCCACACCCUAGAGGCAACCGGCAACCAUUGGGUCUUAUCCAAGAAGCCCUUCAAAGGAGAGACUCUAAGACCGUCUUCCGAUUUUCGCGAGAACCAUAGUAACGUACACGCUGUGGAAUGGUUAUCGCAAAAUUUGAUUGCGGCCGGCCAAAAGAACCGCAAAGUCUUCCUUCACGACCUGCGCAGUAAAGGCAGCGCUACACGCUUCAUGCACAAUGACGCUGUAAUGGAAAUAAAGAAGAUGGACGAGUAUCGGCUCCUAGCGGCUGGACCUACCUCGCUACGAAUGUACGACCUCCGCUUUACGCCAUCAGCACUUAAGCGUGGUGGCUUCACGAAACCCUAUCUUACUUUCCCUGACUUCUCCUCGCUGCCGAUCCCAACAUUUGACCUGAGCACCGAGCUCGGUCUUGUAGCAAGCCCCUCGCAGGACUGCAAAAUCCAGCUUUUCUCUCUGAAAACCGGCCUACAUGUGCCCUCGCCUCUCUCCGAACAUCGCUAUUCCUCGCCACCCAGCUGUGUGCGAUUCGAGUAUGGGAAUGAUACCCCAGAAUGGCGGGGUCCCCACGCACCGAGUUUGUUAGUUGGUACAGAUGAUGUGGUAGAACAAUGGACCUGGUAA
Molecule: messenger RNA, 1428 nt
Organism: Penicillium paradoxum
Lineage: Eukaryota; Fungi; Ascomycota; Eurotiomycetes; Eurotiales; Aspergillaceae
Exons: 9
Coding region: 1-1428 (475 amino acids)
Cellular component (GO): Cul4-RING E3 ubiquitin ligase complex
Molecular function (GO): protein binding
Source: RefSeq, a predicted model, not a curated record